Ambispora gerdemannii is the source of this 516-nucleotide messenger RNA. NCBI's taxonomy places the organism in Eukaryota, Fungi, Glomeromycota, Glomeromycetes, Archaeosporales, Ambisporaceae. The record is from the annotation of a GenBank genome assembly.
AUGGCAGUUCUUAAAUCUAUUAUUACAGCUUUUAUUACAUUGGCAGUGUAUUCCUCACUAGUAUCAGCUGCGCCAGAAGGAACAUUCAACACAACUCGAAACGCCGUUGCUACAUUUACCAAAGGAGUAAAUGGAACUAUUACGUUUCAAGGAUAUUAUGAUGAAAAGACAAAAAAGGAAAGCACUUUAAUCACAGUUGACAUUCAAAGUGGUCUGGAUAUCCCUGCUGAGGGAUAUCCAUAUCAUGUUCACGUAAAACCAAUUACUGGUGAUAAUUGUACUACAGCUGGUGGACAUUUGGACCCAAAGAAUAUAACCGACUUAUUUGUUUGUAAACCACCAAAUCUCGCCGAAUGUCAACCAGGAGACUUGAGUGGUAAAUAUGGUAAACUAAUAGCUGAUAAUGGCAAGAAUAAAACUACUGCAGUCGAUGAAUAUCUUUCUUGGACGAAUCCAGAUUACACACUAUUAAACCGUUCAGUCGUAAUUCAUUACCCAAACAGUGAGUUUUUUUAA